This is a messenger RNA of Dunckerocampus dactyliophorus (ringed pipefish), 2832 nucleotides long. It is a transcript of the gene kif2c, whose product is annotated as kinesin family member 2C. The transcript is spliced from 22 exons. Gene Ontology annotation, molecular function: microtubule motor activity; microtubule binding; ATP binding. The record is from RefSeq and is a predicted model, not a curated record. Gene Ontology annotation, biological process: microtubule-based movement. The coding region runs from base 266 to 2350 and encodes 694 amino acids. NCBI's taxonomy places the organism in Eukaryota, Metazoa, Chordata, Actinopteri, Syngnathiformes, Syngnathidae.
GACCAAUAAGAUUGUUAAACACUCGGAAAUAACUUCAGUUUAAAUUUUGGGCGGCUUUGAAUUGUGAGCGGAUAGCAUGUUAACAGCUGUGACGCAUUAAAGAUAAAAAGAAAGUGAGAAAACAGACCGGAAGACGAUUCCAUACCAAUUCGUUUUUUAAUCGAUGGAAGCGGGAUAUAUUUUUUAACAGCAACGACAUCGUUUUAGCAUUAGUUUAAGCUAGCACACUGUUGCUUUCUGCGUUAAGUACGAAGACAGAGUGAAAAUGGAGUCCAGGCUGUCUAGAUUGCUUGUUGGACUUUCAGUGCAGAUCAGUCGCAGCGAUGGCCGCGUCCACCAUGCCACUGUGAAGUCUGUGGAUAACGCCAAGUCCACUGUCAUGGCUGAGUGGAAGGAGUUCGAUACUUUUAGAGGGAAGGAGAUUGGUGUGGAGGAGUUAUGUAUACUCAAUCCAGAACUGCUGACACACAUACAAGAUGCCAUCAACAAAGCUGCUGAGCCACCCUGCCCUCCUUCAGAGAAAAAGUACGAGGGUCGACUGCGCUCAUCGAGGAUUCCUGGCCCCCCCUCCUCCUCAACUCCAGCAGUGACUAAGGCUGAAGUUCUCACCCGGGCUCAGCUCAGGCAGACUUGCAGAUUCCAGCCCCGGGCUCCUGUCUCUGCGCGGGGUUUGGCUUUAGAGGAACCUGCCGAAACAAUCGCCUCUGAACCUCCAACUUCAUUGGUCCUCACAAACUCUGUGAGUCGUAAUGAUGAAAAGGAGGCUAAAGCAGCCAUGUCGCUGCCUUUUGUCCGAGAGACUGUUAAGGAAAAUGAUGAACCGAUGAAGUCUGCUAAAGGCAGAAGGAAGACUGUGGCUCCUCAAGAGCUCAGCAAAGGCAACAAAAGGCUGUCUUGUGUUAUCAAACCCACCGAAAUGCAGACCAAGAAGGGCAAGUUCAAAGAGGUGUCGCGGCCCAACCAGAAAUUCUACGAAAUGAUCCAAGACUUCAGGGAGACCUUGGAAGUCAUCCCAAUAUCAACUAAUGAUGUGAUUGAACCUCACAGGAUUUGCGUGUGCGUUCGUAAACGACCCCUGAACAAGCAAGAGCUGAAUAGAAAGGAGAUCGAUGUGGUCUCUGUACCCGGAAGAGGUGCCCUGCUGGUCCACGAGCCAAAGCAGAAAGUAGACCUCACCAAGUACUUGGACAACCAAAUCUUCCAGUUUGACUACUCCUUUGAUGAAACAGCCACCAAUGACUUGGUCUACAGAUUCACUGCAAAACCUUUGGUGCAGUCUAUCUUUGAAGGUGGCAUGGCGACAUGUUUCGCCUACGGUCAGACAGGAAGUGGGAAGACGCAUACAAUGGGAGGUGAUUUCUCAGGCAAGCAGCAGAACUGCACCAAGGGAAUCUAUGCCUUAGCAGCUCAGGAUGUGUUUGCCUGUCUCGGUCACAGGAGGUAUGCUAACCUGGAUCUGUCUGUCUACGUCAGCUUCUUUGAGAUCUACAACGGCAAAGUAUAUGACCUGCUAAAUAAAAAGGCCAAGCUCCGUGUGCUGGAGGAUGAGCGUCAGCAGGUACAAGUCGUGGGCCUGGAGGAGAUCUACGUGUCCACGGCGGACGAGGUUGUAAAGAUGAUCCAGCUAGGCAGUGCCGCCAGAACAUUUGGCCAGACCUCGGCCAACGCCAACUCCUCGCGCUCUCACGCCAUCCUCCAGAUUGUCCUCAGACGCAACAACCGCACCACCACACUGCACGGCAAGUUCUCCCUGGUCGACUUGGCCGGCAAUGAGCGCGGCACGGACGUUAGCAGCAACGACCGUGCCACCUUGGUGGAGACAGCCGAGAUCAACCGCAGCCUCCUGGCUCUAAAGGAGUGCAUCCGAUCACUCGGCAUGAACAGUGAUCACAUUCCUUUCAGGAUGAGCACUUUGACCAAGGUCCUCCGGGAUUCCUUCAUCGGAGAGAAUUCCAGGAUCUGCAUGAUCGCCAUGGUGUCCCCAGGAAUGGCUUCAUGUGAAUAUACAAUGAACACACUACGUUACGCUGACAGAGUGAAAGAGUUAAAUGGUAAUUCCAAAGCCAGUGGAGAGGCCAGAGCUCAGGAGCCUGUUGACUGCUCUUCAGAGGAGGACGCUGUUGUGGACAGGAGCGUGUAUGACGCCAUCAGCCAUGUGGCGGAACAAGAGGAGAAAGUAUAUGCAGAGCUUCAGAGGGCCACAGAGCUGGUAAAGGCAAUGGAGCAAACUUCUUAUAACAUCGAGGCAGGAAUCCCACACUUGAUGGACUACUCUCAGAAGUUAUUGGACACUGUGCUGGCAUUGCAGGCCGCUGUAAAAGACGAGAGAAAGGCCAGGCUCAACCACUGAGUCAUAAAUCAAAAUGAACAGCUUUGGUUGCAAUUACCUGUUGGAUGUAUUGCUUUUUUUAACUGGGUUAUAUUAAAUAAAAUGAAUGCAUACAAAAACAAAAUAAAAAUGUUGCAUACAUUUUGCAGCAUGUUGCAGCUAUGGAGAUAAUUGCAACCCUUUGGGAUUGGUUGAGUUUGGGAUGACAUGGGUUAUCAGUGUAAAGUUCAUAAAACUAUCCUAAAAAAGCUUUGCCUCGUGUCUUUAGUAAGUAGCAAUUUAGUUGUGCACAUUUUGUGAAACUUUUAACAUAAUUUUAAAAAGAAGUCUGAGAGUCUGUAUUUGGCCGGCAGCAUUGUGCAACUUUAGUGGUUUGUUUUGACAGAAAAGUUGGUUUAUUUCUGAUUACACAACUUUAGGGGCCUUCUUCUAUUUCACAUGUUCCAAAAUGCUUGAAGUUGCCGUUUCAAAAAGGGUUAAGGUCUUGAAAUUGUAAUGGCUAA